Messenger RNA from Elaeis guineensis (African oil palm), 1700 nucleotides. Its product is annotated as putative HVA22-like protein g. The record is from RefSeq and is a predicted model, not a curated record. NCBI's taxonomy places the organism in Eukaryota, Viridiplantae, Streptophyta, Magnoliopsida, Arecales, Arecaceae.
GGACCGGCCAGCCAGCCUCGGCUCGGUCACGCUAAGACGGCCGGGUGGGGGCGAGGCGACGAGCUCUCUGUCUCUCUCGCUUGCUCGCCGUUCUCUGGCUUUUAAGGAAGAGAAGCUGGACGGUAAAAAAAGCUCUCGCUGGCUCUAUGUCGUGCCCUUGAAGACUUGGCUUCUUUUGUCGUCAUCGCUUCAUUAGAAGGAUUUUGUCUUCCUCUUCCCCUCGAGCGGGUGAUCUCGGAAGGGGGGCUGAGAGAGUGGUCGUAACUUUGUACAUGUUUGUCGGAUCAAAAUGAUGGCAAAUUUUGUUACAAGAGCCUUGGCGUUGGUUCUUGGCUAUGCUUAUCCGGCCUAUGAAUGCUUCAAAACUGUGGAGUUGAACAAGCCGGAGAUUGAGCAGCUGAGAUUCUGGUGUCAGUACUGGUACGUUCUUGUUACUUGUCGGAUGAAAGAUUUUAUCUUUCAAUUCUAUCUUGCUUCUAGUUACUUGUGGCUAAAAGAAAAGCUUUUGAUUCUUAUUCCAUUUUUUAGGAUUUUAGUUGCUGCACUGACCAUCUUUGAGAGGGUUGGAGAAUCUUUUAUUUCAUGGUUACCAAUGUACAGUGAGGCAAAGCUGGCAUUCUUUGUAUAUCUUUGGUACCCAAAAACGAAGGGAACUACAUAUGUCUAUGAAACUUUCUUUCGGCCAUAUGUUGCGAAGCAUGAGAAUGAAAUAGAUCGUAACUUGCUUGAGCUGAGAACAAGAGCUGGGGAUAUUGUUGUCCUUUAUUGGCAAAAGGCUGCAAGCUAUGGCCAGACAAGGUUUUUUGAAAUCUUGCAGUACGUUGCUUCACAGUCACCCUCGCAAUCAUCAAGAUCACGCCCUGUUCAGCCACGACAGCAGCCUCAGCAGAUCCGUAGAACGACAUCAACAGCAGCUGCUCGCCAACCAGCAGUCUCACAACAGCAUGAACAGCAAACUUGUGCACCACCCAGCCCUACUAAGAGCCAGUUGCAGGAACCGACAGAGGCAGGUGUCACUCCACCAGCCCCUCCAGUUGCCCAGCCGCCAACCUCAUCAGCAGUUGCCAGCUCACCCACUUCUGAAGCCACUGCUCUUCCCACUACUCCAACAGGUGAUGGAGAAGCAAUGCAGAUUGAAGUCACCGACGUUGCAUCCCAGGAAGACACAAAUCCUCCCCCACAAGAGACUCCUGUGGAGGAGGCAAUCCGCAUAACCCGUGGCAGGUUGAGAAAAAGAGCUGCUACUGCUGGUCCUUCAGUUCGUUAGCAGCAUCUCUUCCCUGCUGUCUAGGUAUUUCCUUCAGCUUUGCUUGUUUGUUGGUAGAUAGGGGAGAUUUGGGGUGAUUGAUUUGAGUGGGUUCUUUUGAAUUCAUCAACACAUGUAAAUAACCUAGAACAAGGUGGGAGAUGCGUGGUAUAUAGACAAGCAUCUGCUUAAUGAUUUUAGAGGAUGAAUGACGUCUGGUGGUGGUGUUGAUGAUAUCCAUGCAAUUAGCUCAUUGGUUUUGAAUGAACUGUAUUGGGAUAUGGCGGGCAGGGAGUAGAGAGGGGGAUGAAGCUGAUAUUUCAUGGAGGGUCCACCAAGUGGAAGAGGAUUCACUCUGUUUAUGAUGAGUGGAUACCAAAAAUGAAAUAAGAUUCCUUUAGAUGCUGGGGCAUAAUCACGAUUCCUUGCACAGCGGCUGUUGAGUGACUUUGCC